AUGGCGCGGCCGGCAGCCGGGCGGCAGCUGAGCCCGGGGCCGGGGCCGCCGCUGCGGCUGCUCCUGCUGCUGGGCGUCCUCCUGCUGCGCGGUGGAGCGGCGGCGGGGGCCGAGCCGUGCCAGGCGCCGCGGCAGUGGGAAGGGCGCACCGUGUUCUACGAGCACGGCUCGGGGCGCAACACGCGGGCCGCCGUCUCCUACGACGGCCCCAACCAGCGCCUCCGCAUCCUGGAGGAGAGGAAGGCGCUCAUCCCCUGCAAGAAGUUUUUUGAGUACAUAUUGCUCUACAAAGAUGCAGUGAUGUUUCAGAUUGAACAAGUUACAAAGCUUUGCUCGAAGAUUGCUCUGACAGAACCAUGGGAUCCUUAUGAUAUUCCUGCCAAUUCAACUUAUGAAGAUCAGUACUACAUUGGGGGACCUGGAGAUGAAGUUAUGGUACAGGAAUGGUCUGACAGAAAACCAGCCAGGAAAUUGGAAUCCUGGGUCGGCGUUUACACCGUCAAAGACUGCUACCCAGUACAGGAAACCUACACUAAGAACUACAGCGUGACGACCUCCACUCGCUUCUUUGACAUCCACCCGGGCAUUGCAGACCCCUCCGUGUUCACCCCACCCAGCACCUGCCAGACAGCCCAGCUGAUGAGGAUGAGAGAUGAAUGCUGAGUAUGGACACUGACUGCCCUGGGCAAACACGUGUUAGCCAAGAGGAAGGUUAUUGAUAGUCAGGUGUUGACAUCUAAGCUGAUUUUUCAACCUAAUUGCUCUCUGUGGAAUUUGUAAGUUUUCGCUUGAGAGAGAACAUAAGCAUAUAACUGAGUAAAAUAUGUAAAACAAAAGAUGUCUUUCGAUCACAUUAAUCUGCUCAGUGAUGCACUUGCAGUAUUAUAUAGUUACCAUUAAGAUAAUAUUUCUAGAUACUAUUUAUUUAAUGUUGAUUUUAAUUUUGCAAAGAUUUCAUUAUUUAUUUUUUCAAGAAGACUAAGCAUAGGUAGACAGCAGCAAUGGUACUGUCUAGAAGAAAAAGCUAAAUUUUGGUGCCAUUCUUCUUGUUACCUCUGGAGACUUGAAGGGAAAGAUGACCUGUGUAAAACCUCAUCCCUAAGGGAAAAAUAUAAUUUUAAAUUAUAUGCAUCAAAAUUGUGUAAAUUUUUUCUUUUGGUUUUAUUUUGCUUUGUGUUCUGUUUUGGUUGUUUUUUGGGUUUUUUCUGCUCUUCAGGAAGCUAGUAGUCAAUUUUUGAGCUAAGUUUCAUUCUUUCUGAAAAGAAACUGGAGUAGCUUUAUUCUUUUGCUGACAUGCAAAAAAUACUUUUCUGUUUCUUGGGAGAAUGGUGUAAACGGAAGGGAAGGAGGGAGAGGUACACCUUCAAAAAGAAGUAAGCUGAAGUUUUUUAUGCAUCUCCCUUUUGGAGAAGUCUUCCAGUAGGGUGUGGUGAGACAGUUUUCAGUCAAAUUUUACGUCAGCACUCACUUUUCAAGGGAACACUAGUUUUAACCUAUGGAAAGGGAUUAAACAGUUCUGCACUCUAAACAGCUUUAAUGUUUUGUAACUGCUUUCAACAGUCUUCACUCAGGAUGUGAAAACACCUUCAUAAUUCCAGAGAGGUCUGAAAAAAACAAAAGCUGUUCUCUGUCCAUAGUUAGUAAAGGCUGAAUCAGCAUUCACACAGUGCCUGGUGGUUGGAAUGGAGAGAAAGAUAGAGCCUGUGACCUGUGUAGAGAGGCGGGAAGGAGGAAUGGGAGGCACCAAUUUUAGAUGUGUGGUGUGGCAGCGAGGCACUGCAAUCUGAGCAGAUCCGUUGAUGACUGUUUUAUUUGCUGUUUCAUCAGCAUCUCAAUCUUAUUAUCUCCACAUAAGCAAAAAAGUUCAGGGAGGGCACAUAUUUUGCAUUAGAGAGUUCAAACCAAACCUUCAUGCACCUUCGAUACGCUCAGAAGCAUGAUGGGUUUUGCACAUUUACCAAAUGAGAUUAACUGGUUUAUUCUACAAGGUGUGCAUUUUAUUUAUAACUUGCAAAAAAUUUAAAGACAGAUUCUUGUCCUCUUACACAUGUUGGGUAAUUGUUUGUUCCAGAAGUCAUCUGGCUGUAAACGGAUGUAAACACUGGGGAGUUUGGUGUCUCUAGAGGAGAGAUGUUGGGCAAGCUGUUAGUGCUUUAUAUACUCAUGGCUUUUUGUACGUAAGCAAGUGGGACAGUGGUUGUUUCUCUUUCACAGUUAUGGUCAGAAUGGCAUUUUACUUUGCCCCAUGCCUAAUGAAAGCACAUAUACAUACUGGUUAAAAUUUAGCUAGUUCAUUAAAAAUUUCUCGUGGAGCGGGGCAUUUCACUGAAACAAGCUAGUGGAGAGAAGGAUUGGGUUUCCUUGAAUUUAGAGUGCAUUUAUUCUGUACUCGCCUUCUGUAUUUUUUGUGUGACACUCUAAAUGCUAACUGCAUAUUGUUCUCAUUAGGACAAUGAUUAGCAUGCAUUUCUUAAUAUGUGUCCUGUUAGAAUCUGGAAAAUAUAAUAAAUCUGGCUAGCAAGCAUGAA
Serinus canaria (Common canary) is the source of this 2528-nucleotide messenger RNA. It is a transcript of the gene EPDR1, whose product is annotated as ependymin related 1. The transcript is spliced from 3 exons. Gene Ontology annotation, biological process: cell-matrix adhesion. Lineage: Eukaryota; Metazoa; Chordata; Aves; Passeriformes; Fringillidae. Gene Ontology annotation, molecular function: calcium ion binding. The record is from RefSeq and is a predicted model, not a curated record. Gene Ontology annotation, cellular component: lysosome; extracellular region. Bases 1 to 663 code for a protein of 220 amino acids.